UAUUGUCAUUGUUUUGGUUCUUUUCUUCCUCUUGCUUUGUUUUUUUCACUGCACUUGCUGUUCUACGUUGUGAAAUAAAAGAUAAAAGCCUCGCCCAUGGAGCAGCAACUGGAGAAGGUCUUGGCGGAGAUCGCCGCGCGACAGGACACGAUGGGCGCUCUGCUGGCGAAUCGUCAGGGAUUGUGCCUGGGCACCAAGGGCGACAUUGACCCCAACGUCUCCGGCAUCGGAAUGGCCAUUUCCGAGCAGGUGGCCAAACUGGAGCAGAACACCACGGUUCCUCCCACCAUCUGCCUGUACAGCGGCAACAAACGCUGUGUGAUCCAGAAGGAUGGCGAGAUCACGGGCGUGAUCUUCAAGCAGCAGACGGCUGCAUCGGCGACCGCCGCCGGCAACUAACAGGAGCUGGGGCCUCAGGCGCAACUCUCAGGCCAAACACGGAAGUCAGGAUACGGAUGCAAAGUCAGAUGCAGACACUACAGAUACAAAUAUAUAGAUCAUACAUAUAUCUUCCAAGACGCGCUUUGCUCGAGUCAGCGCCUGUUACAUUUGUCUCUCGUUCUAACCGAUGAAACCACAACCAUUGUUUUGUACGACUCGCAUAGCAUUAAGCAUUAAGCAUUACCGAUUACGCAUAACGCACUACGCAUUACGCAUUAAGCACUGCUGUUAAUCGCCUUGUCUAAACCUA
Messenger RNA from Drosophila takahashii, 691 nucleotides. RefSeq names its product Late endosomal/lysosomal adaptor, MAPK and MTOR activator 5 (gene Lamtor5). Gene Ontology annotation, molecular function: guanyl-nucleotide exchange factor activity. Gene Ontology annotation, cellular component: cytoplasm; Ragulator complex; lysosome. Gene Ontology annotation, biological process: positive regulation of TORC1 signaling; cellular response to amino acid stimulus. The record is from RefSeq and is a predicted model, not a curated record. Lineage: Eukaryota; Metazoa; Arthropoda; Insecta; Diptera; Drosophilidae.